UCUAGAUACACUACACAUACCUUUCUGACGGGGCACUCUCUGCUGAUGUGACCUGGGUGAUUACAGUAGUAACAUACCACAUUCACUCUGCUUUGUGUGGCUGUGGGUGCUUGGGCCUGCCUAGUCUGUGAGUUAGAAGGUGAAUUGUAUGGAGGUCUAGGCUGUGAAGUAAGGGUUGUGUGAGGCUGUGUGUAUGGCGUCCUACUCUGACCAGAACCCCUAGGACCAACUCCCAUACCGAAUCCCGCAGACUUACCCCCGGCUGGUGAUCAGUUGAAGCUCUGGAACCGUAACGCCUUCUUACCCGGGCAUACAGCAAGGAACGCCUCUACCAGCUUCACAGCCUGCUGCCCAGUGGUCGGAUAAUGCUCCUUCACCCACACACGCACAUCAGGAGCCAGGGAACACAGGUACUGCUCCAGGUUGAGGAGCUCUCCGAUCUCCUCAACAGUCUUCCUGUCUGGCUUGAUCCACUUUCUGUAGUUAUCCUUCAGGCGGUUGUACAGCUCUUUCGGCGUCUCCUGGUCGGACGUCCGGAUAACGGAACCGCUGCCUGUAGAUUUCUUCGCUGAUCUCGUAUUUUGAGAGAAUGGCCUCUCUCACCUUGCUGUAGUCCAUGGCCUCCAGGAUAUCCAUUGCCACGUAUGUAGCCCGAGCCCGUCCCGUUAGGUAAGGUACCAGGUACACGGCCCUUCAGCUCUUGGCCACCGAUAGGCUGCUGCCAGUCUCACGAAGGUGGUGAGAUACUGUUCGAUAUCAUCUCCCUCCUCCAGCUUCGGCACGGCUGCUCUGGUCCAGGCGGCUGGAGACGGCACUGCUCAGUCUGGUGGGGCUGCUGGUCCUGGUCCUGGAUACGGAGGUGCUGCUGGUGGUGGUUCCACUGGAUGUCGCACGCCAUCAUCUCCUGGCCAACGUCCAUCACCGCAACGCCUUCGCUCUCCCUCCAACUCAUCUCGGACGUUGUUCAGCUGCACCUGUACGCUACGCCAUCUUUGCUCUUGCUUGUAGGCCUGACGCUCUUGGCUCUGGAGAGUCUUCUGAAGGAGGCUGUAGAGGGAUACCAUGUUCAUCCUCCCGGUGUCCUCUGCGGCAUCAUCAGCCACUGGAACACCUCCCUGGGCUCCAUCCGCUUCCUCAUCUUCUUCCUCCUCUGGCCGCUGCAUACCCCGGUUAGAUGUCGGAUCGACAUCCCCUGGCGUAUCUGAGCCCGUCUUCCUGGACUUCUCUUUGUGCUCUUGGAGGGCGCCACCAACUUUGAGAAAGAGUGAGCGGGUCACUCAUGUGGUGUCCGAACAGAACCAGGCAGAAGAGCUGUGGCAGUGGCUGAGGAGGCAGGCUCUGAAUAACUUGCCCACACUGCACGUGUUGGACAUCGGCUGGUUCACCGACAGCAUGAGAGAGGGGAGGCCUGUCACUCUGGAAGCCAGGCAUCACAUACAGGAAAUCCUUCCGGAGGCUUCUACACAUCUUCCAGUGGUCGUGUUGUCUCGCUACGCCUGUCAGAGAAGGACAUCCACUGAGAACCAUAAUGAGAUCUUCACGGAUGCCUUUGAAGUGAUGGCAGAGAGCUACGAGUUCAGCCAGUGCGAUGGCCAAUGCCUGGCCUUCAGGCGAGCCGCCUCCGUGCUGAAGAGUGUGCCCUGGCCGGUGGAGCGCCUGGGGGCCGCGACCCGCCUGCCCUGCUUGGGGGAGCACACCAGGGCGGUCAUGGAGGAGAUCCUUCAAUGCGGCCGUUCAUUUGAAGUGGAGAAGAUACUUUGCAAUGACAGAUAUCAAAGGCUGAAGCUGUUCACCAGCGUGUUUGGGGUUGGGCCAAAGACAGCCGAGAAGUGGCACCGCGGGGGUCUGCGCACGCUCAAUGACGCUCUGGAAGACCCCGGUGUUGAACUGAACAGCAUGCAGAAAGCAGGAUUCCGGCACCAUGGGGACAUCUCCAGGGCUGUGAGCCGGGCCGAGGCCCUCGCCGUGGGGGAGAUCCUCCACCAGGCGGCCCUGGGCAUCUCCGCGCACGCCGUCCUGGUGCUGACGGGCGGCUUUCGUAGGGGGAAGGAGUUUGGUCAUGACGUGGACUUCCUGCUCAGCACACCGGAGCAGGGCAAGGAGGAGACCCUGCUGCUCAGCCUGGUGGACAGCCUGAGACGCCAGGGCAUUCUACUGUACUGCGACCACCAGCCCUCCACCUUUGACAUCAAUAAUCUGCCCGGUGUCAGCUUCGAGGCCAUGGACCACUUUGCCAAGAGCUUCCUCAUCCUGCGGCUGGAGGACCGCCUGGUGGAGGGGGGUGUCCAGCGGCCGGAGGGGCAGCACGACGGCCGGAGCUGGAGGGCAGUUAGGGUGGAUGUGGUGGCUCCGCCCAUGGAGCGCUACGCCUUCGCUCUGCUCGGCUGGACAGGAUCUAGGCAAUUUGAGAGAGACUUGAGGAGGUUUGCCCGAAAGGAGAAGAGAAUGCUGCUGGACAACCAUGGCCUGUGGGACAAGACCAAGAAAGAAUUCCUGGAAGCGGAGCGUGAGGAAGACAUCUUCGCCCAUCUGGGUCUUGAGUACCUUGAGCCUCAGCUCAGGAACGCGUAGGCCCGACAUGCGCGCAGGACACCUCUGCAUCCCCAUGUUACCCCCGGCCGCAACAGCCUUGCUUUGUCAAUCUAUUUUCACCAAUACUCACCUGAAUUACAUUCACUGUCAUUUGUGUCGUCUUUGUUGACAUACAUUGUUGUUUGCUCUGAUUCUACCUAUUCUCCUUUCUGCUUUUGAUUAAACGAUUGUCUUUAGAACUCA
This is a messenger RNA of Gadus macrocephalus (Pacific cod), 2775 nucleotides long. It is a transcript of the gene dntt, whose product is annotated as deoxynucleotidyltransferase, terminal. Bases 1063 to 2571 code for a protein of 502 amino acids. NCBI's taxonomy places the organism in Eukaryota, Metazoa, Chordata, Actinopteri, Gadiformes, Gadidae. The record is from RefSeq and is a predicted model, not a curated record. Gene Ontology annotation, cellular component: nucleus. The transcript has 11 exons. Gene Ontology annotation, molecular function: DNA nucleotidylexotransferase activity; DNA-directed DNA polymerase activity; DNA binding. Gene Ontology annotation, biological process: double-strand break repair via nonhomologous end joining.